UACCAGUUUCCUGCCUGAAAAAUAUUUCCCUUGGUUUCGCAUGUGAUAAGGACGAGCAGGGUCCUAGAAUUUUUCCAACCUCAUCGGCUUAACCCUCGUUUUCCGCUUUUAUUAUAGUUUUUCGUACCAAAAAUAAUCAUGCGCUUUUCUUCCUUCGUCGCUGCUUCUGCUCUGUGCAGAAGCGGUUCAUUCGUGGCUGCUGCGGAACCUGCACUGAAAAUUGAGAAGAACGUCGUGGACGAGUCCGCUGCAGUUGCAACCGACCAGAAGAUGGUGCCUGGAAAUGACUUUACGGUCUCGCUCGCGAAAUGGCUGGGGGUGGACGAAAGUGUGGUCCUAGAACGAGCGACCGCUUCACCGGAGUUCGAAAAGAAGUUUCUGCGAAGGAACGGAGAAACAUCACCAAAUUCAUCAGCCAAAGAGCCACAUGAUGAGAGAGACGGUAACAGAAGUACUUCUAAUUCUAUCGACACCGCACCAGUCUUUGUCCCCCCGAAAUAUGAACUUAUCGACCUUCUUUCCGAGUACAAGAAAAACAAUCCAGAAAAGCAUGAACAGCAAAGACUUUCCGGGAACACACCGGUGGUGUUCAUGCACGGCAUGGGCGACGCGGGGUACAAUCCGGGGAUGCAACACCUGUGCAAAACCACCGCGGAGAAAUACAACACCUACGUCCUUUGCCUCGACGUCGCCGACGGUUUUUCCUCCAUCACGACCAAAAUGGACGACCAGCUGCUCGCCUUCGCGGACACCGUGUUGAAGGAUAGCAACCUGAGCGACGGGUUCAGCCUGAUGGGGAACUCGCAAGGCGGACUCCUGUCCCGCGCCUUCAUCGAGCGCUUCAACAAUCCGGUGGUGAAGCGGUUCGUGUCUCUGUCCGGCACGCAGAACGGGAUCUCCACCUGUCCGACUUCGCUCUCCUGGGUUUGUCCGAUCUACACACACGUCGUCGAUCCGUACAACUCGCCGCUCGUUUUCGCGGACUACUGGAAAGACCCGCUCGACGAGAGGAAAUAUUUGAAGGAGAGCCGGUUUCUGGCGGAUAUCGGCAACGACCGGGAGAAGAAAAACGUCAAUUACGCGGCGAACAUGAAGAAGCUGGAAAAGUACGUGAUGAUCGAAACCACAAAAGAUUCCAUGGUGUUACCGCACGAGAGCGAAGCGCACGGCUACUACGCCUGGGGCGGACGGGAAAAAGUGGAGGAGUUGCGGGAGACCGUGGCGUAUAAGGAGGACUGGUAUCUAUCAUGAUGAAACGGCCUUUUAAUUCAAGUAUGUUGACAGUUCCUAAACUUUGAAUCAGCGAAUCGAUGUCUUCGGCGUUGAGGCAAGAGGUGGUUCUUUCAUGCUGUGUGUUAGGGAGUCCUCGUGUGGAAAUCGUAGAUACCCAAACAAAAAAAAAUCAGGAUCGGGCUCCGCACUCUGGAUGAAGCAGGUAAGCUCGUGCAUUUGAAGUAUCCCGGCGAUCACAUGCGGAUUCCGCAUGACAUGCUGUACGACGAAGUACUACCGAUUCUAGUGGGUAAAGAGGGCAACAAGCGAUCUUCGCAAGCGCCGUCUGUAGAAGUGUAUCAAUAGGGAACCACCUCAACAUUUGAAGAGAAGACAGUGACGGAGAAAAAUUUUGCACAUCUAUUGUUUUUCAAAGAUAUGCUCAGCAAACAGAAGAAAAGCCGUUCAUGCAU
This is a messenger RNA of Amoebophrya sp. A120, 1685 nucleotides long. The record is from the annotation of a GenBank genome assembly. NCBI's taxonomy places the organism in Eukaryota, Dinophyceae, Syndiniales, Amoebophryaceae.